AUGAGCGGAUUCAGGCUCCUCAAGCGGGUGUUCGCUGCCAUGAUGGACGACAACGAAGAUGGGGUCACUCUUAAUCGGGAUGGGCCUGUUGAGGAAAGUGACAGCGAUGACGACACGAAUCUGGACGAAAUACUUGGGUACAUGCAGCAACUGAAACAGCAAGGUGUGAAGCUGGGCAAGAAGAAGAAGAAGAAGAAGAAGAAGAAGAAGAAGAAGAAGAAGAAGAAGAAGAAGAAGAAGAAGAAGAAGAAGAAGAAGAAGAAGAAGAAGAAGAAGAAGAAGAAGAAGAACAGCAAGAGCAGCGACAACACUGCUGGCCCGUCAACCUUACCCAGUCGUGAGGUUGCUGCUGACGCCGCGGCGGGAACUACGCAUGCUACUAUGAUGGCCGAUGCACCUACCGCUGAACCUGCUAUUACCGCCGCAUCGAUCGUUCCUACGCCUCUCACAGCAAAUGCAACAACUGCUGCCGUUGCAAACACUGCUGUGUCAACACUUGGCGGACCCGCGACUACGGAACUUACCGGACGCGUCGCUGCAUCGGUCACCAACCCUGUGCCUGUCUCGGCCCCAUCGGUGGCCCUUGCAGCGGACGAGGUUACCGCAGGUGCUGACGCUUCCGCUAUCACCGCCACAGCCGCUGAUAACGCAACUGGCGCAACGAUUUCCGGCAGAGUGAUUGCCUCCCCGUUGGGGUUUGCAAUCCCAGUGAACCACCGCAGCGCGGACGCCGAGCUGGCAGCGCUCAACCAGCGGUGCGCUGAGGCCAUCCGGUUGAACGAGCAGCUGCUGCAGGAUCUGGCCGCCGCCCAGGGUACGGCAGUCAUCGGUGCCGUGCAUCCGUCUGCGCCCUCGUUCAAUAUUGAGCGGAUCCCCCGCGACGCCAACGGAGCACUCAUUAUCCCAGCCCUCGUUAGCCAUGACAAUCAUUUCGGGAGAAAGGCAACCGAGGCCAUGACGUACCUUAUGUUGGAUGCGCCGGCUCGGUCCAUGCAAUUCUACCCCGAAUGGGCAGAGUUCCGCGAGGUCGUCUGCAUGAAGUACCAGGUUGCGGGCGUUCAAUCAGACGUUUUCUACUACGUCAUCAGCAACGAUCCCAGCAAAGAGGCGCUAGCGAUGCGGAAGGUGUCGGAGAGGCGGUCGAAUGUCAACGCUGACGCCAAGAGUUAUGGCAUAGCUAACUGGCAUUUCGAUGCGACUAGAAACCGCCCGUACGCGAACCUCGCUUUCCAGCUGGCUCAUCUUCGUGGGCUUGGCAGCAAGCGUGCAACCUUUUUGCAUGUGAAGAUCCCCACUGUGGGCUAUGUGUGCUACGUGGUGGACUGGCCCCUGGUGAAUGCAAGGGGGCGCCAGACUCCGGCACUUGACACUGCAGAGGUAGUGAACCGCCAGAAUGUGGCGCAGAAGAUCGACCAGGUUGCUGCCUGGAUUAAGGCAACCUAUGACGCCGGGGAUGUGGCAAUCUGGGACUCCAGGCCCCCUGCUGGCUUCAACAUGGGCCCUAGGAUUAAGAUCCUGGUGGAGGGUUUUGAGUUGGUGAUUUUCCCUAAUGGAACCCCACCUUAA
Molecule: messenger RNA, 1566 nt
Organism: Closterium sp. Yama58-4
Lineage: Eukaryota; Viridiplantae; Streptophyta; Zygnematophyceae; Desmidiales; Closteriaceae
Source: the annotation of a GenBank genome assembly